AUGCUGGCCUUAAAGUUGACCGUGCCGGGCACCGACGGCCAGAAGCCGCCUCUAGAUCUCCUGGAGUGGUGCCGGGAGCGAGAUCGGGAGCUUUUCAACCACCUCGGAGAGUGGCUGUCCAGGUUGCAGGCUCUCUUGGACAAGACUGCCUUCGGUGGGAACUUGAAUGGCUCGGUGAAUGGCACUGGGAAGGGUGGGAGCCUACCCUGGUUCUCCGGACCCCAGGCAAGCCUUGCCACGCAAGACUCGAGCCACAAUGCUGGCUCUGUCUACGAAGUCUUGAAGGAGAGUGACCAAAAGCUCUUCGAGCUCCUCGAAGAUUGGCUUUCGCGGCUCCAAACCGUUUGCAUGGAGGAGACGGACACGAAUCCCAAGUGGAAGACGCAGGAGACCUGGAGGUCUGAAGCGAAUUCCGAAAGGACGGUGAACAAAUCUUACCAGGACGGACCAGAGAUGCCAACGACAGGUCGUCGCAACUCCGUCCAGCGGAAAUCCUUCCAUGCCCUCCAGUACUUAGCUGCUGGAUCGGCAGGAACCCAUGCCAGCCUGGACACGCUGGUCAACACAGGAUACAAGUCGACAAGUGAGCCCGAGAUCACGCCGGCGCGGCAGAUGUGGGACGAUCUCGUUGCGCUCUGCAACAUCAACCCGUUGGGCAAAGCAAAGGCGCCGCCAGCGCAUCUCUUCUCCUGGCAGAAGAAGCUCUGGCCCUUUGUGAAGUCUGGACUGUUUGAAGCAUUCUUCGGCUUCAUCAUCGUGACCAACUCGAUCUUCAUUGCCGCGCAGAUCGAAAUGGCGGCUGCGACACCAGGUGCCGCGCAGCCUGAAGUGUUCUUUAUUCUCGCCACGAUCUACACGUGGUUCUUCACAGUGGAGCUGGUGCUGCGCUUUCUUGCGGGGGGGCCUCGAAUCCUCUGCGAGGAAGAAUGGGCUUGGCUCCUCCUGGACAUCGUCGUUGUCGCCUCCAGCCUCAUGGAGUUCAUUCUCGAGAUGAUGCUCCGCGCCGAGGUGGGAAGUAACACACAGCAAGCAAAUGUAAGCACGUCCAUGCGGUUGGUGAGAGUUCUGCGAGUCGCGAAAAUCACAAGGGCGAUUCGCAUCGUGCGUCUCGUGAAGUUCAUCCGCUCUCUGAAGACGCUUCUGUACUGCAUCGGCCGCACUUUGCGUGCAAUGCUUUGGUCGGGCGUGCUUCUGAUUCUCAUCAUGUUCCUGUUCAGCCUGGUCUUCACGGACGUCUGCACUGAAAGCGUGGCGGCGCUAAGCGAGACCCAGUUGAAGGAGUCGUAUCUCUAUUUCCGUUUCGGGUCCUUGGAAGAUUCGAUGCACACUCUCUUCGCCUCCAUCACAGGCGGGCUAACCUGGAGCGAGGUGUCCGAUGCACUCGCACAGGUCGACGGCAUAUGGCGCCUCGUGUUCGAGGCCUACAUUGCAUUCUGUCUCUUCGCUGUGCUAAAUGUGAUGACCGGAGUGUUCUGCCAAAGUGCCAUCGAAAGCGCCGAGAGAGACCACGAGCUGAUCCUGCAGAAUGUCGCGCAGGAGAAGCAGAAAUAUUUUCGGGCCGUACGGAGACUCUUCUCCCAGCUGGACCGCAACGAAGAUGGAGGCAUCACAGUCAAGGAGUUCAAAGCCGCUAUGCGGGAUCCGAGUCUCCUGGCAGUUUUCGAUGCCCUGGAGAUCAACGCAGGAGAUGCGUGGGCGUUGUUUACCCAGCUGGACAGAGAUGGGGAUUGCGAAGUGUCUGUGGAAGAGUUUCUGGAAGGCUGCAUGCUCCUGAAGGGGCCAGCUCGGUCGAUCGACGUUGUCAGCAUCAAAAGGGACCUCUUUUCUCUCCAAGAGAAGCUGGAGCGCGUCCUGACGGACUUCACCGACGUGAAGGUUUUCGUUGCGCAGGCCUACAAUAUGACCCGUGCCACGUAA
This is a messenger RNA of Symbiodinium sp. CCMP2592, 1917 nucleotides long. The record is from the annotation of a GenBank genome assembly. Lineage: Eukaryota; Dinophyceae; Suessiales; Symbiodiniaceae.